Messenger RNA from Prunus armeniaca (apricot), 1065 nucleotides. The record is from the annotation of a GenBank genome assembly. NCBI's taxonomy places the organism in Eukaryota, Viridiplantae, Streptophyta, Magnoliopsida, Rosales, Rosaceae.
AUGGAAAAUGGUUCGCAGCGGAAAUGGCAGUUUGGAGGGAACGAAGAGCUGAACACGGCGGCAAUCUCUGUCCGCGGAGCUCUCGCGAUGCUAAUGAAUAAUGUUAACAACCCAGAUGACGGUGAUCAUCAUCCGCAGCGGCCCACCAUUAUGCUGGGCCGUGGGGACCCUACUGAGUUCCGGUCAUUCUGGACUACUCAGUCGGCUGUUGACGCCGUCACAGAUGCCCUCCAGUCCUUCAAGUUCAACUCUUAUUGUCCGACGGGCGGUGUCCUUGAGGCAAGAAGGGCUAUUGCAGAAUAUCUCUCUCGUGACCUCUCGCACAAGUUACUAGCGGAGGAUGUAUAUCUCACUGGUGGAUGCACACAAGCAAUUGAAAUCAUGGUAUCUGUCCUUGCACGACCUGGUUCCAACAUUCUGCUUCCAAGGCCUGGUUACCCUCAGUAUGAAGCUCGGGCGUCUUUCGACCACCUUGAAGUACGCCAUUUCGAUCUUCUUCCCGAAAAGGGUUGGGAGGUGGAUCUUGAUGCUGUCGAAGCUCUUGUAGAUCACAACACUGCUGCUAUAGUUAUCAUUAAUCCUAGCAAUCCUUGUGGAAAUGUUUUCACCUACCAGCAUUUGGAAAAGAUUGCAGAAACAGCGAAGAAAUUGGGCAUCUUUGUGAUUUCUGAUGAAGUUUAUGGGCAUCUAACUUUUGGCAGCAACCCUUUUGUACCUAUGGGAAAGUUUAGUUCCACCGUACCGGUCAUUACGCUUGGAUCCAUAUCGAAGACAUGGAUUGUUCCUGGUUGGAAACUUGGCUGGAUUGUGAAAAAUGAUCCCAAGGGCAUCUUUGAUAAAACUGGGAUUGUGGACAGCAUUAAGAACUAUCUGGACAUCACUACUGACCCAGCAACGUUCAUUCAGGGAGCUAUACCUCAAAUCUUUGAGAGAACAAAAGAGACUUUUUUCUCUAACAUAGUUGGCAUCAUGAGAGAAGCUGCAGAUAUUGUAUAUGAAAUGAUUAAGGAAACCCCAUGCCUUACUUGCCCACACAAACCACAAGGAUCCAUAGUCUAUUGGUAA